Molecule: messenger RNA, 1569 nt
Organism: Pyrenophora tritici-repentis Pt-1C-BFP
Lineage: Eukaryota; Fungi; Ascomycota; Dothideomycetes; Pleosporales; Pleosporaceae
Product: WD40 repeat protein
Biological process (GO): regulation of DNA damage checkpoint
Cellular component (GO): nucleus
Molecular function (GO): DNA binding; protein binding
Source: RefSeq, a predicted model, not a curated record
AUGGCACGAAGCAAAAAUGUCGAGGUCAGCGAAUAUGAGCGCAAACGACAGGAGAACAUUGCGAAGACGCAGGCGCUCUUGCGCAACCUCGAGAUGGAGGCUGCGCAGGCCGGUCUAGGGACGACAGCCAAGGCAAAAGCAUCCGUGUCUUCCAAGUCAAAGACUAAGAAAUCGGCACCGAAGAAGAUCAAGCAAGAGGAAGCUGCACCACGGCGGACAUCUUCGCGCCUGAAAGGAAUUGAGGCCGACAGUGAGGUAGCAAAGCGUAAAGCCGAGGAUGAGUAUGUCGCAAUACGUGACGCGGAUCGCGCCAAGAGACAACGCGUGAGCGACGCCUUCAACUUUAGCGACAUCGUUGUGGCCGGCAAGGACUGGAAUAAGAGUGGGAAUUUUCUGUCAGUCGGCCCAGCAGAUCCGUAUGCGCGCACAUUCGACUACAAUGAUGUGAAGGAGACUACGGAUAAGGAACUGCGCGCACUCCGGGAACGGAUGAGUGGCUUGCAAUUAUGGGAGGACUUUGAGCCGAAUGAGAUCAAAAUCACACCGGAGCGCAUCUACUCCAUGGGAUUGCAUCCCACAACAGACAAGCCAUUGGUGUUCGCUGGUGACAAACUUGGCAACCUUGGCAUCUGUGAUGCCUCGCAAAAGGUGGCAGAAGUUAAGGUCGAAGAUGACGAGGAUGGUGAUGACGAAGGACCGACCAUUACCACAUUGAAACCGCACACACGGACAAUACAUACUUUCCAGUUCAGUCCACAUGACGCGAAUGCGUUGUAUUCUGCUUCGUACGAUUCUACGGUACGGAAGCUGGACCUUGCCAAAGGAGUAGCUGUCGAAGUAUACGCACCAGCAGACGCAAAUGAGGAAUCCCCUCUAUCAGGGCUCGAAAUAUCAAAGGAUGAUCCUAACACAUUAUACUUCUCAACAUUGGACGGUCAAUUUGGCAUAUGCGAUAUGCGCACACCAUCCGAGAAAGCUGCCGGUCUUCAGGUUUUCCAGUUGUCAGACAAGAAGAUUGGAGGCUUUACCUUGCACCCCCUUUACCCACACCUCGUAGCUACGGCCUCAUUAGACCGCACAUUGAAGAUCUGGGAUCUGCGCAAGAUGAGUGGCAGAGGGGACGACCGCUUACCGGCGCUUGUGGGGGAGCACACAAGUAAGCUCUCGGUCUCACACGCGGCUUGGAACUCUGCGGGUCAAGUGGCUACGGCCUCGUAUGAUGACACGAUCAAAAUCCACGACUUUGGGAAUUGCGCGGACUGGACAGUUGGUACGAGUUUAGAAGAAGCGGACAUGGAGCCCAAUGUUGUAGUGCCGCAUAACAACCAAACUGGACGCUGGGUCACCAUAUUACGAGCUCAGUGGCAGCAGUUUCCUCAGGACAAAGUCCAGCGCUUCUGCAUCGGUAAUAUGAACCGCUUCGUCGACAUAUACACUGCCAAAGGCGAGCAACUAGCGCAAUUGGGGGGUGAUGGCAUCACAGCAGUGCCAGCGGUUGCAAAGUUCCACCCCACAUUGGACUGGGUGGCUGCCGGCACGGCUAGUGGGAAGUUGUGUUUAUGGAUGUAG